AUGAAAUGUGAGCCCGGGUGGCCCAGGACGCUGAAGCGGCCGCCUACCCCGCGCCAGAGCGCCGUGGGGCAAGACAAAGACACCGCCGUCCCCAGCGCAGCCCGGCCCCGGCCACGCGCGCUCCAGCCCCGCGGAGCUGCGCACCCGCCACCUGGGCAAUGGCCAGGGGUCCCCUCGUCCCCUCUCUCUGCGGCGCUGCUCCCUCCAUCUGACCGCCCCGCAUUCUCCCCAUCCCCUCCUGGUCCCGGCUCUCCAUUCGCUCCCAGCCUCUCUCCAGUCUGUCCGUCUGUCUUGGCGCGCAACCUCCGGCCACCGGCUUGGAUGGACACGCCGACGCCGCCCGGGCAUCCAAGGGUCUUGCUUUCGAAGUUGGUCCUGCUCUUUGUCUACGCAGACAAUUGCAUUGCUCAAUGUGGCAAAGACUGCAGGUCUUACUGCUGUGAUGGAACCACACCCUACUGUUGCUCCUACUAUGCUUAUAUUGGGAAUAUCCUUUCGGGCACUGCAAUUGCUGGCAUUGUGUUUGGAAUUGUAUUUAUCAUGGGGGUCAUUGCUGGACUUGCCAUCUGCAUCUGCAUGUGCAUAAAAAACAACCGGGGCACCCGGGUGGGUGUCAUCAGAACUACCCACAUCAACACCAUCUCCUCGUAUCCUGCAGCACCACCCCCCUAUAGUUACGACCACGAGAUGGAAUACCACGCAGACUUGCCUCCUCCGUACUCCCCGGCCCCACAGGCUUCAGCACAGCGAUCUCCACCCCCUCCUUAUCCCGGAUAUUCAAGGAAAUAAUCCUUCACCCAGCAGAGAACAUGUACCGACUAGUGAUCGUGCCUGGAAUAAAAUGUUUCUACUCAGAAACAGGCAGGAAAGGAUUACUCUAAGGAAUACUUUUUCAGGUGGAAUGUCCAUGCGAAGAGAUACAGGGUUCCUCCUUGGCUCAAACCCGACCUCGUCUGGAGUAUUAUGUUUGGUUCUAUGAGACCACAUCUUAAGAGAUCUACUGAUCCACUUACGCACAAAGAGGAGUAAUAAGAUGGAUGAAACAUCUGAUAAUCAUGUUUUUUAAGGACUCGAUAAAAGAAAUUUUGCUGUCAAUCCUGGAAAAGCGAAGACUUAAGGCAGGACAGGAGAAUGGCUUGGGAUGCAUGAGGAAGCAACUUUAUUCUAUGUAGCUUUAAAAACCAGAACUAGAAUUGUUCAUUCUUUCAUUCAUCAGGAAAUGUAUAUUGAGUGCCGGAGACCCUACUAUAUGCCUGGCACUGUUUGAGGCACUGGAUGGAAGUUACAGAAAGGGAACUUUGGUUUUAGUAUAAGAAAUAGCAAUUGGAGCUUUCUGAUUCACUAGAUUAUUUUUACGAAGCUCCCUGUUGCCAAGAUUUCAAACACAACUUGGCUGACUACCAGCUCGAGAUAUGCUCUAGAAGGGAUAUUUAAGUCAAAUGGCAGAUGGGUCCAUUGGGCCGCACAAGUUCUGCUUAUGUUUUAGGUAGGUGCGAAGUGAAUUUAUAUGCGUUCAGGAAUGAAAACAACAGGAAUAGUUGAAGCUUAUUUGUUUAGUUAGAAAGUUAAAACAGGAUCACAGGGAUUAAACAGCUGCUUAAAGCCAAGAGCUCUUCAACGCUAGCUACUGCCACCUAAAAAUCAUCUGGCUUUAUUGAGUGGAUCAGGUAAAGGUUAUUCCAACUGUGAAAGGGAAAAAUGUAUCAAGUUCUAUAGGCAAGACAUACUUCACUUCAGAGUAAAAGAUGAGAAGCCGAACAUUCCCACAGGAUUUUAGGUUAGGGAGUGAAAUCUCAGAACAUGACCAUAAAGAUACACAGCAGGCUACAAAAAGAAGUAAAAGGGGGAAAUGAAGUUUGGAUUGCCUUCUGUGAAAGUCUUAGACAAAUUUGGGGGGGGGUUGUAAAAUUUUAAUAAUAUAUUUUGUUGAAAAAGUUAUACAGUUCAUAGAAAAGGUUAAGAUAUUGACAUCAAAUUAUCAAAUUUUAUGAAGUGCCUACCUUUUAGAUAUAAAAACACUUAAUAAAUAAUUCUAAUGUGCCAUAUUUUGCUGCAAGUGACCUUAACAUUUCUACAAUUUUUAUGUGAGUCCUUUCAUGUAUUUAAAAAUUGUAUAUUGAACAUUGGGAAUAGAUAAUCAUAUUUUUGUGUCACUUUAAAUGUUGAAAUCUAAAAUGUUUAAUCCAAUAUUAUCAUCAUAAUUCAGUGAAAUUUCAAAGUGAUGCCAAGAAUUUUUCUGAAUAAAACAAUCAAAAGAAAUGUCUUAAGGUAUAGAUUAUGUUAAGACAUUUACUACAUAGUUUAAUAUAAGUAGAAUAUUUUACUUUCAAAUAACUAUACAAGAAAUACACUGCUCUGACUGAAAUAAAGUCUAACUGCCAGUAAGAUCUAAAGGCCAGAUUCGCUUUGAAUGACUUGCUUGAGUUGCUACUGAUGAUUUUCUUACAUAUGAAGAUGCAAAAUGUUCAAGAGUUCUAGCCUAUUCUAGUGAGGGACUCCCUGACUUACAUGCAGUUUUUAGCACAAUUUUAAUAGUACAUAUGUUUUAAUUUAUUUCUCUUCUGUGUAUGAUCAGACUCAACUAUACUGCAACUAUGACACUCAAAGUGUGGGGGUCUGUGUGAUUUGAGAAUGUUGUGUGCAAGUACACCAUAUAUUCUUUAAGAAAAAUGGAGAGAAAAGACCAGCAGAAAUAGAAUUUUCUUCAUCUUCACCAUCAAUAAACAUUUAUUGCAUACCUCCUAUGUUCUGCAAAUAUUCCCUGCAUAAAAGCCAUUUCAGUCCACACCAUCUCUCUUCUUUGAGUUGUUUAUGGCCUCCUUUAAGGCAUAUCACAAACCCAUAGACCUACAAUAGAUGAGUAUUUUUACUGUUUGUAUUUAGUGUCACAAUAGCAUAAAUGUGCACAUUACCAGUAUACACUUUUGGAGUUCACUGAUUGUUUUUCAUAGAUGAUGUUUCUUGGGGGAAAAUAGUAUAUGAUGUGAAAGCUUUGAAUUAUGAUUAUUUAAAAACUAACAUAUUUGCUGUGGCCAAAGUGUUUACAAUAAGCAAUAAAAUGAAAGAACCUAUUAUGACAAGGAUUAUA
Messenger RNA from Microcebus murinus (gray mouse lemur), 3088 nucleotides. It is a transcript of the gene CYYR1, whose product is annotated as cysteine and tyrosine rich 1. NCBI's taxonomy places the organism in Eukaryota, Metazoa, Chordata, Mammalia, Primates, Cheirogaleidae. The record is from RefSeq and is a predicted model, not a curated record.